UAGCAGGAUCACGAAUUGCUCGAAUUAGAUGUUGAUGGUGGUGGUGCAGAGUGAGCCGUUUACUGCAAUAGCUGUACCAUAGAGACGACUGCGCUUUCUAAUUCUGCCUUUGAACAAUGGAAGAUAAGGUGUCGAUGCCCGAAGCGGACUUGACCGCGAUUCGCUCAUUACAUUACGGGUGGGUUUUUAUCAAUUUUUUGUGCGGUAGUAUUUUCUCGCUAAGAAGUGUUGAAAUUGAAUGUGGAAAACAAGUAGUCCCGCCUGCACGAUUAUUUUCAUUCUGUGGUAUACAUAGAAAGUAGAAGUGCUAGCGCAAUCUCAAUCACAGGAUACUCGUGACAAAUGAGUCGGAAUCUAGGCGAUAGUUGGGAAUAAUAUGAGGAAUGGAGUAUACUAAAACUACUAGUAUAGCACAAGAACAACUAAAGUAGAGUUAAAGGUAGGAAGUAGUGUAGCAUUACCAGCUGUAGAUUGUAGUCGUGUUUUUUUGGCUCUUCAGUAGCCACUGAAGUCUGCUGGUUUAUCUAGUGGACCCACACCUAACCUAGACUUGGACUUGCCUCCAAUUGCCAGAGCAGCUGCAAGAAAAGGAUGAAAGGUUGCGACUCGCGAAGAAGGAGAUUA
This is a messenger RNA of Amoebophrya sp. A25, 624 nucleotides long. The record is from the annotation of a GenBank genome assembly. NCBI's taxonomy places the organism in Eukaryota, Dinophyceae, Syndiniales, Amoebophryaceae.